CCCCUUAAAAACAGCUAUCCAUUUCUCACCCUUCCCCCUCACUCAUUUCCUUCUUAUCCUCCAAACAUGGCCGGCGAUAACUCAGCAGACCAAACCACCGACUCACCCGACCCGAACCCACAAGAAGACCCAAAUGCUGAUACCAACAAAGACAACAACCUCUCUUUUUCCUCGUACUCCGACUCCGACUCCGACUAUGACUACGACUACGACUACGACUACACUCAAUCCUCCACCAACCAAGAGGACGGCGUUGUCACCUACACCAGACCGGGAGAUGAAAUCCCAGAAUCGGAAAACACACCGGAGAAAAACAUUGCGCGGUUCGCGGAUGUCUUGGAGAGCAAAAGGAUGAAGAGGAUGAAAGAAGAAGAAGACAGAAACUAUGUUUUUUACGAGGAUUUGUUUGAUUUUCCAAGGGACAAAGAGAAUUGGAGGGAAGAGGAUUUGAAGGAGCUGUGGGCUGACCCUCCAUGGGAAUCUACGAAACCAGGGUGGGACCCAGUGUGGGCAGAUGAGGAGGAUUGGGAUAUUGUUAGGAAGAUGAAAGAAGAAGGGAGAGACCCGCCUAUUGCACCUUUUUACGUGCCUUAUAGGAGGCCAUAUCCGGUGAUUCCUGAUAAUCAUUAUGAUAUCUCGAAUCCGAAAGCUGUUAUUGAAGAACUGGAUAGGAUUGAGGAGUUCUUGACUUGGGUUAGCUACAUUUUCGAAGAUGGUAGCUCGUAUGAAGGCACUGUUUGGGAUGACUUGGCACAUGGCAAGGGUGUUUAUGUUGCUGAACAGGGGCUAGUCAGGUAUGAAGGUGAGUGGCUCCGGAACAACAUGGAAGGGCACGGAGUGGUAGAAGUUGAUAUACCUGAUAUAGAACCUAUACCAGGUUCCAAGCUUGAAGAAAAGAUGCGUGCUGAGGGAAGAAUUAUAUCUAGAGAUUUUAUGUCCCCGGAGGACAGGAAAUGGCUGGAGAUGGAUAUUGAAGAUAGCAUGCGUCUGGCUGGAGGGCAGUAUGAAAUACCUUUUUAUGAGAAUGAUGAGUGGAUUAGACAAUUUGGGGAAAAACCGGAGAAAGGUCGGUACCGUUAUGCUGGUGAAUGGAAGCAUGGAAGGAUGCAUGGUUGCGGUGUCUAUGAAGUCAACGAGCGCACCAUAUUUGGUAGGUUCUACUUUGGAGAGUUCGUAGAGGAUGCUACUGAUUGUGAUGAAGACAUUUCUGCGGUGCACGCAGGAAUAGCUGAAGUAGCUGCUGCAAAGGCUAGGAUGUUUGUCAAUAAACCAGAUGGAAUGGUUAGGGAAGCGUUUGGUCCAUAUAGUGAUCCUCAACAUCCCUAUUUCUAUGAGGAAGAAGAUGUGUGGAUGGCGCCAGGCUUCAUCAACCAGUUCUACGAAGUACCUGAUUAUUGGAAAAGAUAUGCACAUGAGGUAGAUCAAGAAAGAGAGAUGUGGUUAAAUUCCUUUUAUAAAGCUCCACUGAGAUUGCCUAUGCCCGCUGAGCUUUCAUACUGGUGGGAGAAUGAGGAGACUCCUGAAUUCAUUGUUCUUGACAAGGAACCAGAACCUGAUCCUGAAGAUCCAUCUAGGCGCAUAUAUACUGAAGAUCCUGUCAUCUUACACACACCAACUGGACGAAUAAUUGAUUGGGUUGAGGAUGAGGAACAUGGGGUUCGGUUAUUUUGGCAGCCAGCUCUGAAAGAUGGGGAAGAUUUUGAUCCUGAUAAAGUUCAAUUCCUACCUCUUGGUUUUGAUGAGUUUUAUGGAAAAGAGGAGGUGAUAAAGAAGGAAAACAUAUGGCAGCGACUUCUAAAAAGAGCUGAUGAUGUGGGCAAGCUGGUGCGUGGUAAACUAGAGAAAUGGACUGAAGAGAAGAAGAAAGCUAGCGAGAUAAAAAUACAGCUGUAUGAAAAGGAACUUGAGUUGAUAGAGGCUGAAUUGUGUUUAGAGGAGACCAUGGAAGACUUGGACGAGGAGCUGAAGAUGAGAGAAAAAGAGGAGGAAGAGAAGGUUGAGAUUGGUUUGCAGGGGGAAGAUAAUACCUUUGUGUCAGCCCAACAGGAGGAGAAACCUCUAGCUAAAGAUGAAGAGGAAGAGGAGGAGGAGGAAGAGGAGGAUGAUGAUGUUACACCAUCAAGUUUUGGUUCUGUGACCCAAGAUGAGGACCCAAGAAAGAAUGACCAGAAAGGAAACAGACCUGCAGGAGCUCCAUUUUCUGCAUCAUCACUGUCAUUUGCUUCCUGUAGUCUUCUUUCAACAGUUCCCUCAAGGCUACAGCAAUCGUUUUUAACAUGGAAGAAAAGAUUGCCGCAGAAGGCAACUCCUUCCCUUUGUGUGGAGAGCCCUAAUGACCUCUCUGGAAUGGUUAAUUCAGUCAGUUUCCCCCCAGUCCUUGGUCAAAAGGGAAGGUUGAGAGCUGAAAGUUGUGCAGAUCAGAGGAUUCAAGCUACAAACCAUUCCAACAGAAAGAUGUCUCGGUUACAUUCCUUAUCACGAAUUCUAUCCCAUCCUUCAGCUUCUGUGAACCCCAGAGAAAAUCUAAAAAAGCCAAGAAAACAGAGGCAUCCUUGGUUGCAUGCAGCACCAGAGAGAGAUUCAGACAGCAUAUUGUCAAUGCAGACACAAUUGUAUUAUUUAGAAUCAUAUACUAAUACAAUUAAAUAUGAGCCUCUUCCUCUCUUAAAUUAGAUAGGAAUUCCAUGAUAUUGCAAGAUGGCCAAUUUUGUAGACCACAUUUCAUUUUUUUGGCAAAAUGUCUGUAUGUACUCUGUAUUUUGGUUUCCUUCGGAUAAGGUGAUGGAACAUAUGAGAAUGCAAAUUGUUGGAACUUGGAA
Molecule: messenger RNA, 2819 nt
Organism: Populus nigra (black poplar)
Lineage: Eukaryota; Viridiplantae; Streptophyta; Magnoliopsida; Malpighiales; Salicaceae
Product: protein TIC 100-like
Exons: 11
Coding region: 67-2673 (868 amino acids)
Cellular component (GO): cytosol
Source: RefSeq, a predicted model, not a curated record